Molecule: messenger RNA, 1768 nt
Organism: Notothenia coriiceps (black rockcod)
Lineage: Eukaryota; Metazoa; Chordata; Actinopteri; Perciformes; Nototheniidae
Product: transcription factor COE1-like
Exons: 6
Coding region: 1-717 (238 amino acids)
Biological process (GO): regulation of DNA-templated transcription
Molecular function (GO): DNA binding
Source: RefSeq, a predicted model, not a curated record
AUGUUUUCUGCAUUUAAACUGGCCUCCUUUUUCUCUCUCCCUCAGGAGGUUAUUUUAAAGAGAGCAGCUGACCUGGUAGAAGCCCUUUAUGGUUUACCCCAUAAUAACCAGGAGAUCAUCCUGAAGCGUGCGGCGGACAUUGCAGAAGCUCUAUACAGCGUUCCCCGAGGACACAGCCAGCUCUCCGGCUCCACACACAGCGGCAUGAUGGGGGUCAACUCCUUCACCGGGCAGCUGUCCGUCAACGUCGCUGAACCCUCACAGGGUAAUCAGGGUUUUGUGCGCAGCAGCAGUAGUGUGUCUCCUCACGGUUACGUUCCCAGCUCCACGCCUCAGCAGACCAGUUACACUUCUGUCACCAGCUCCAUGAACGGCUACACCAACAACACCGGCAUGACCAACCUGGGAGGAUCGCCCACUUUCCUCAACGGCUCUGCAGCCAACUCGCCUUAUGCUAUUGUCCCAUCCAGUCCCACUAUGGCCUCCUCCACCUCUCUCCCCUCCAACUGCUCCUCCUCUUCUGGCAUCUUCUCCUUCUCCCCGGCCAACAUGGUGUCGGCGGCCGUUAAGCAGAAGUCGGCCUUCGCUCCAGUGGUCCGGCCCUCCUCUUCCCCCCCGCCCUCCUGCACCAACGGCAACGGGCUCCAAGAUCAAACAUUUGUGGACUCUAGCAAGUACUCAACAGCCAACUCUCUACAAGGCCUGGCCUUCACCUGAACAAUCCCGGGAAUGAUCGUCCCACCCAUGUAAAGGUGUGAGUGCAUGACUGUGUGUGUGUGUGUUUGUGUGUGUGUAUGCGUGUAUGUGUGUGUUUGUAACCAUGCGAGAUGAACCAAGCACACUGAUCCUGGCGGAGGAUUUCUGUGCGAGUCAGACUCCGGUCGGGGAUGGAAGCAGCUGUCCCGAUCAGAAGGAACAAACCCAACUCAGGCCCUUUCUAACACAAAAACAACUGCAAGAAAAAACAGAUGAAGAACAAAACAAACAAAGACUUUUGCAAAGAAAAUAAGUUGUUUAGACUUUGUACACCUUGAUGCUUUUAUAGGAGAACGGCCACGCCUACAUUAUAACUCUCCACGGACACAGGAAGUGUAUUUAUUUUGGAGAGAAUCACUUCUUCUCUUGAGUGAUUUGUUUUCUUUUCGUGCAACAGUUAAUGUGUGAUAAUCCUCUUCUAGCUGUUUCUCACAUGAGGGAUUUUCUAUUUAUGAAGUUUGGUCAUUAAUGAAGGAAUAUAAUGUGAAUAAAACCUGACUUGAUGGUGAUGAUGAUGAAGAAGAGACUGAAGGAUUCAGGAUCAAAUCCAGCCGACACAGACAAGCCAAACCAGACACACAGUUUCUUCUUUUUUUCUAUGCCAAAUCCACAUUCACUCUUUCAGCACAAACACAGACAGCGAGUCCUUUCUCAGCAUUUCACCUGAAGGAUUGAGACGACUGAUGCUGCAAGUUUAGCUUUUCAAGAAACCCCCAUGUUUGCUUUGAGCUCGCUUGCACUACUGCAUUUUCUAGAAAGAGAAAAUCCGUUUUUCAGCCAACAGAGAGAAAUACAAUUCAGCCACUUAACCAACUAAAUAGAAACGCCCACCAUGCGAGAUGUCAUAGAGAUAUUAGAUUUGCUAGAGAUCUUAGCCAGAAUAGAUUGGACUGCGAAGAGGCCAUAAGAAAGUGCAAACGUUUGUGAUAACAGGGUGCCAACUGCAUCUUCACUGUUGAGGAUUGUACCCAACAACUCUGCCAGAGUCGUCCAUCAGCGCUGUUUUAAAGUC